Molecule: messenger RNA, 834 nt
Organism: Penicillium argentinense
Lineage: Eukaryota; Fungi; Ascomycota; Eurotiomycetes; Eurotiales; Aspergillaceae
Product: putative mitotic spindle checkpoint protein (Mad2B)
Exons: 1
Coding region: 1-834 (277 amino acids)
Cellular component (GO): zeta DNA polymerase complex
Source: RefSeq, a predicted model, not a curated record
AUGACCACCUUCGCCGCCCCGGUCCCUGCUACCAGAUCGCUGCCCACCAACCAGUCGGCGCUGGCGGCGUCAUUCACCAACUUCCUUACCGUGUCUGUCCACCAAAUACUUUUCCUGCGCUCCGUCUACCCGCGCGCGACCUUCCUCCCCGUGCGGGCAUACAACUAUCCCGUCCGACAAUCUCGUCACCCGAAAGUGUGUGACUAUAUUAAUGAUGCAUCGAUCGCGGUCGGGACAGAGAUCUUAAAGGGUACAAUCACUGCAGUCAGUAUCAUUAUUUCAUCACUCCGCACAAAUCAGCCCCUCGAACGAUACGCCUUUGAUCUGUCAGGCUUCCCCCGGGCACCGGCCGGGGAGGUAAACACCACAUUCGAAGACAGAAAUGGAGAUUCAUCGAAUCCAGAUGCCCCCGUCUCUGACCGGGGCCCAGCGCCAACCUCGGUCGAUCUCGAGUCACAGUUCCGGGCCUGUUUGGCCCGUCUGGCAUCCGCCUGUGCGCGGUUGACCCCGCUACCGCGAGAUGACGAAUUCAGUUUUACGGUCUGCAUCGAAGUGCGGGAGGAUGCUUUGCCCCCCGCCGGCACCACCAAAGAAGAACAAACAUGGAUUGUGGCCGAACCCGGCAAGGUACACCUACGAUCCUGCACCGCCCCAUUUUCCGUCUCGAAAGUACGGAAUGGCGAGCCUCAGCGGCCGCCCCCGCCGGCCUCGAACGGCCGAGCCAAAACAGUACCGGUACGACGCGUGGAAGCCGGAGAACUACGGUUGGAGUUGUGGGUAGAAGAAGCGCGGCAGAAAUUUAACGAACCGGUGGAUUCAGAGCAGCCACCUUGA